Molecule: messenger RNA, 1596 nt
Organism: Lampris incognitus (smalleye Pacific opah)
Lineage: Eukaryota; Metazoa; Chordata; Actinopteri; Lampriformes; Lampridae
Gene: ugt5g1
Product: UDP glucuronosyltransferase 5 family, polypeptide G1
Molecular function (GO): UDP-glycosyltransferase activity
Source: RefSeq, a predicted model, not a curated record
AUGUUAGCCAACCAGCCACACAACAUGGACCACGAGGGAACAAAUGGUUUUUUCAUCAAAUUCCUUGUCUUCACUCUAAUGGUAAGCAGCUGCCAUGGUGGCAGGAUUUUGGUGCUUCCUGAGGAUGGUAGCCACUGGACCAACAUGGAGGUGAUCCUCAAAGAGCUUCUGUCCAGAGGUCAGAGUCUCACUGUGCUGCGCUCUGCAAAGAGCUGGUACAUCCCUGGGAACUCCCCUCUCUACACUUCAGUCACAGUCACCCCUCCAGAUGCUCCUGGUGGGGACAUUGGCCCUGACUUCUGCUCUGUCCUCAUGCGGUGCUCACUGGAGCUUCAUGGGAUGUCUCCCCUUCGGCGUUUCUUUGAGCAGCAGAAUGACAUUGCAGUUGUGUUGCGGAUUUUCCACGGUGCAGCUCUCUGAAUGAUCUCCACCAUCUUGCAAGACUCCUCCCUAGUGACUAGGCUAAAGAAGUCCAGCUUUGACCUCGUGUUGACUGACCCUACCUUUCCUGUGAGGGUCUUACUAGCCCAAUACCUCAGGCUGCCAAUGAUGUAUAAUGUCCGCUGGAUCAACGCUGGAGAGGCUCAUGUGAUAGUGGUUCCAUCACCACCAUCCUACGUUCCCUUUCUCAACUCUCUGUUCAGAGGCAAGAUGGAUCUCCUGCAGAGGACAGAGAACUUCCUGCAUUAUGCAGCCAGCCUCUUGCAGGAAAAAUUCAUCAUCCUGCCUCUCUACAGCGACUUCCUUCAGCACCACUUCCCCCGUGGAGCUGACUUGCUCUCUAUGCAGCUCUCAGCUGAUGUCUGGCUCAUGAGGAUGGAUUUUGUCUUUGAGUUCCCACGGCCCACAAUGCCCAAUGUGGUCUAUAUAGGGGGGUUUCAGUGCAGUGAGGCCCAGCCCCUUUCUGCUGAGUUGGAGGCCUUUAUACAGAGCUCUGGGGAGCAUGGGGUGGUGGUGAUGUCUCUGGGGACAUUUGUGUCAGCUCUGCCCAUAGAUAUGAUGGAGGCCAUCGCCGCUGUGUCCGCUCAGCUCCCCCAGAAGGUGGUGUGGAGGUACCAAGACCAGAAGCCGGCAUCCUGGCUACCCCAGAAUGACUUCCUGGGACAUCCCAAGACACGUGCCUUUGUGGCCCAUGGGGGCACCAGCGGCCUAUAUGAGGCCAUCUAUCAUGGAGUCCCUGUUGUGGGCCUGCCCCUCCUCUUUGACCAGUUUGACAACCUAUUAAGGUUGAAGGUGCGUGGGGCAGCAAGGGUGGUAGAGGCUGCCUCACUCACCACAGAAAAUUUCCUGGAGGCCCUAAUACAUGUCCUGGAGACUCCCUACUACCGCCACAACAUGCAGCGUCUCUCCCAGCUGCACUGUGACCGGCCACAAUGCCCAAUGGACACUGCCAUCUUUUGGAUUGACUAUGUCAUCAGGAAUAAAGGAGCAGUCCACCUGCAUUCAGCAGCUUUUAGCCUGCCCUGGUACUCCUACUACAGUUUUGAUGUAGCUUUAAUCCUCAUCACCCUCAGCGGAGUCACUAUUUGGGUACUAGUCUUUGUGUUUGGCCUUCUCUGUUGCCAGAGAUCAAGGCAUAAAAGGAAAGCGGAAUGA